Molecule: messenger RNA, 2026 nt
Organism: Indicator indicator
Lineage: Eukaryota; Metazoa; Chordata; Aves; Piciformes; Indicatoridae
Gene: APOBEC2
Product: apolipoprotein B mRNA editing enzyme catalytic subunit 2
Exons: 6
Coding region: 6-1100 (364 amino acids)
Biological process (GO): cytidine to uridine editing
Cellular component (GO): membrane; cytoplasm; nucleus
Molecular function (GO): RNA binding; cytidine deaminase activity
Source: RefSeq, a predicted model, not a curated record
CUUGGAUGUCCAACCUGCUCCUGGGCAAGGCAGAGCCAGGCAGCAAGAGAAGCAGGCAAGAGGCUACCCCAAGGCAGCAGGGCAGGAUGUGGGCUUACACUGUGGGCUUCACUCUCCUGCCUCACCUGGGAGGCUUCCUCGGUUGGUUCCUUAGCCGCAGAGAAAUCCCUGCCUGGUCCGAGAGGCUGAAGAAGCCUUCCUGGUGCCCUCCCCCCAGGAUCUUCCUUUUAGCCUGGACUGUCCUCUACACUGGCAUGGGCUAUGCCUCCUACCUGAUCUGGAACGACCUGGGAGGCUGUGGCAGCAAAGCCAUUGUCCCUCUUGGCCUCUAUGGGGCUCAGCUGGCCUUGAACUGGGCCUGGCCUCCCUUGUUCUUCAGAGCACGCAGCCUGAAGCUGAGGCCAGAACUUAAUACCCCUAGAGCCAAGAAGAUGGCAGAGAAGCAGGAGGAGCCCAGCAACACCCAGAACGGGGAACCAGACAACACUGAGGAGGGUGAGGAGAAGAAGAAGAAGAAGGUGAAGAGGGAAGAUCUGCCUCCAUUUGAGAUUGUAACAGGGGAGCGCCUCCCAGCCAUCUUCUUCAAGUUCCAGUUCAGGAACGUGGAGUACAGCUCGGGCAGGAACAAAACCUUCCUGUGCUACGUGCUAGAGACGCAGGGCAAGGAGGCAGCCACCUCCCGAGGCUACCUGGAGGACGAGCACGCUGCUGCCCACGCAGAGAUGGCUUUCUUCAACACCAUCCUGCCCAGCCCUGAUGCCAGCCUGCGCUACAGCCUCACCUGGUAUGUGUCCUCCAGCCCCUGUGUGGCCUGCGCCGACCGCAUCAGCGAGACCCUGCGGCGCCACAGCAACCUGCGCCUCACCAUCAUGGUGGGCAGGCUCUUCAUGUGGGAGGAGCCGGAGAUGCAGGCAGCCCUCAAGAGGAUGAAGGCAGCUGGCUGCAAGCUGAGGAUUAUGAAGCCUCAAGACUUUGAGUAUGUCUGGCAGAACUUUGUGGAGCAGGAGGAAGGGGAGGAAGCCAAAGCCUUUGUGCCCUGGGAGGACAUCCAGGAGAACUUCAACUACUACGAGGAGAAGCUGGCGGAGAUCCUGCAGUGAGGCUCACGACCACUUCAGAGCUGAUCUCUGAAGAGAUUAACAGCCUCACUCCCCUGGGGCACUCCUGCUUCCCAAAGCCCUCAUUUCAGCAGGAGGCAAUAACCAACUUCUGGAAGACUAAGCCCUGCUGGCCUGCAAAUACAUGGACAGCACAGACCUGUGUCCUUUGGGAUUGUUUUGGUUUCUUUUGUUCCUCCCCUGCCCCAAACCAACCCCUGCUGCCUCUGCUGAUGGGAAGAAAGAUCACAGAUGAUGGAAGUGGUCCCUGCAUUGCCCAGCUCUGAUCAUAGCACCACAGAGGUUGGAAGGGACCUCAGAACUCAUGUCCUCCAACCCCCUGCCAUGGGCAGGGACACCUCCCACCAGCCCAGGUUGCAGCUCAAGGCCUCAUCCAGCCUGGCCUUGAACACCCCCAGGGAGAAGGCAGCCACAGCCUCCCUGGGAAGCCUGUGCCAGAGCCUCCCCACCCUGGACUGAAGAAUUCUCCCCCAGCUCCAGUCUGACCCUGUUCUCCCUCACCUUCACACCAUCCCCCCGGCCUGUUGGCACCAUGCUGUGUGGCUAAAGUCCUGAAGGAGCUGGAUUGCAGUGGUCUGCAGGGAGGGCUGAAGGCCUCACCUGCUGGCACUAUUGGAUGGGGAAGGGCUUUAGAAGAGAGCUGCCAACUAGCUGAGUGCAGUUAGAAAGUACAGGCUGCAGAAAUGGGGAAAAGAAAGAGAUUUUGGAUGAUGAAAACAAAAAACCCAAAGUUUUUCUUCCUCCAUCCUCCUCAAUGCUCAGAGCUGUGAUUCAAAUUGGGGCUAACUUCUCUGUUCUAAAUCAUGAUGGGAGCCUUAAGUACUUGAUUUCAAAGACAUCAAACACCCUCUUCCCCUGAUCAGUGAUGUUUGUGAUGGAAAACUGAGAAAAGCAAAGUGGAAUAAAAU